GCGUUGGGCGAGGACCAGGUGCGGAUGACCUCGGAGGGCUCUGACUGCCGCUGCAAGUGCAUCCUGCGGCCGCUCAGCAAGGACGCCUGCAGCCGCGUCAAGGAUGGCAGCGCACGCGUGGAGGACUUCUACACGGUGGAGACGGUGAGCUCGGGGGUUGACUGCAAGUGCUCCUGCACCGCGCCGCCCUCCUCGCUCAACCCCUGUGAGAACGAGUGGAAGAUGGAGAAACUGAAGAAGCAGGCACCCGAACUCUUCAAGUUGCAGUCCAUGGUGGACCUCCUGGAGGGAACGCUCUACAGCAUGGACCUGAUGAAGGUGCACUCCUACAUCAGCAAGGUGGUGGCCCAGAUGAACACGCUGGAGGAGACCAUCAAGACCAACCUGAGCCGGGACAACAACAUCAUGAAGGAGAGCGUCCUGCACCUCGCCGAUCAGAUGAAGCGCUAUGAGAACUACUCCGACAUCAUGAUCAGCAUCAAAAAGGAGAUCUCCAACCUGGGCUACCAGCUGCUGCAGAAGGACGCUGCCGCCACUCCUGACAGCAAGGCACAGGACACGGUGGGUGGCCGUGGGAAGGAGGCGGCACGGUUCCCUGCUGCCCGCAAGGCACUGCCUGCUCGUGCACCCAAGGAGAAACCACUAAAGCCUGAGAAGCCCAAGAAGGAAAACGCCAAGAGAGGGGUCCCGCAGCCCACGACCAAGCCCAGGCUGCCCGCGCAACAGCAGACAGUGGUGCGGGGCAUCACCUACUACAAGGCUGGGCAGGUGGAGGAGGUGCAGAGAGCAGCCAGCAGCCGUGAGAGCCCUGCCAGGGCGGCCAUGUCCGAGCAGCAGGAGGAGCGAGGCCUCGCGGACAUCCCGGCUCAGCCUGGCACACGUGCAGAGUCCCCGGUGCCCCGCACCACAGCUGCGCCCAGCACUGCCCCAGCCCCACGCACCACUGCCCACAGCCCCCCUGGCACUGCCCUCGGGGAUGGGGCUGUCAGCACCGGGAGCCCUGAAGCGCCCAACAGAGUGAAGGAGGUGGAGUGUGAAGGGACCAUCCGCUCGGUGGACCCCCCCACGGAGCACCACAGCUAUGGGCGCAAUGAGGGGGCCUGGAUGAAGGACCCGGCAGCCAAGGAUGACCGCAUCUAUGUCACCAACUACUACUACGGCAACAGCCUGGUGGAGUUCAGGAGCCUGGAGAACUUCAAGCAGGGCCGCUGGAGCAACCUCUACAAGCUGCCCUACAACUGGAUCGGCACCGGGCACGUGGUGUACCGCGGCGCCUUCUACUACAACCGCGCCUUCACCAAGAACAUCAUCAAGUAUGACCUGAAGGAGCGCUACGUGGCGGGCUGGGCGCUGCUGCACGACGUGGUGUACGAGGACACGACGCCCUGGAAGUGGAGGGGGCAUUCAGACAUCGACUUCGCGGUGGAUGAGAGCGGGCUCUGGGUCAUCUACCCCUCGGCGGAUGAUGACUACACGCAGCAGGAGGUGAUCGUGCUGAGCCGCCUGGACCCUGGGGACCUGUCGGUGCGCAGGGAGACCACCUGGAGGACGGGGCUGAAGCGCAACGCCUACGGGAACUGCUUCAUCAUCUGCGGCAUCCUGUAUGCCGUGGACACCUCCAGCCAGAAGGAGGGGCAGAUCUCCUACGCCUUCGACACGCACACAGACACCGAGGCAGAGCUGCGGCUGCCCUUCCUCAACGAGUACACCUUCACCACGCAGGUUGACUACAACCCCAAGGAGAAGGUGCUCUACGCCUGGGACAACGGCCACCAGAUGACAUACCGGCUGCACUUUGUGGUCUGAGUGCUGGUCGGGGCCGCGGGGACAGCCUGGCUCCCCGAGAGCGCCCUCCACCCAGAAGCCCCACACCGUGCUGCACAGUGGGGCCAGGGUGGGGGAGCCCCGGGGUGCAGGGACACCCCCACGACGUGGUGGCUGCUGGGGCUGCGGAGCUGCAUCCCACCUCUGGCAGCUCUGGAAGCCCCGGGGCUGGGCGAGGAGCUCAGCACUGUGUGUCCCCCUGCACCAAGCACCCAUCCCAGCACCGAGCAGCUGCGCCCAGCCUGGCCCCGCCCCUGCUGCAGUCCUGAGUGCUCUUGGCCCACCCGGGACCGUGUUCUGCAGGGCAGGUGCAACUUGGGCACUGCCUCGCCGGGAGGAACAGCCACCGAUUGCUAUUUUAGAAGACGCAAUUAAGAUGCCUUUGCUUUUGCAACUUAUUAGCUUGUUAUUUAAAUGCAUUCACAGGAGCUGUGCGCUGGCACAGAGCAGCGCUGGUGUGACGCUCUGCCCUGCCUAAACCCAGCACCAGCACCAGGAUGGGAUGGGCACGUGGCCAGAGAGCUGCAGCCCUGCGCUCCUCCCCAGGCAGGGCGAGGGCCCUGGAUUGCUUGGCUUGGUUUCUGUCAGUUUAGAAGUGAACAGUAUUAAAAAGUAACAGAUAUAAA
Messenger RNA from Numida meleagris (helmeted guineafowl), 2450 nucleotides. RefSeq names its product olfactomedin like 2A (gene OLFML2A). Lineage: Eukaryota; Metazoa; Chordata; Aves; Galliformes; Numididae. Gene Ontology annotation, biological process: signal transduction. The record is from RefSeq and is a predicted model, not a curated record.